Rhea pennata is the source of this 2120-nucleotide messenger RNA. RefSeq names its product MOB kinase activator 3A (gene MOB3A). NCBI's taxonomy places the organism in Eukaryota, Metazoa, Chordata, Aves, Rheiformes, Rheidae. The record is from RefSeq and is a predicted model, not a curated record. Gene Ontology annotation, cellular component: cytoplasm. The transcript is spliced from 3 exons. The coding region runs from base 226 to 735 and encodes 169 amino acids.
GCCGAGCCGUGCGCAGUGCUGCGGCCGCCACGAGGGGCGGCUCCUCCGCGCGGCGCCGCGGACUAUCCGCGCCGAGCCAGAUCAGCACGUGCUCUCAGGACCAGAUGAGCAAAGAGAGAUUUCUCUGAAGAUUAGUCCCGUGCAGCCCUACCCCUGGAAGUGGUCCAGCAGCUGUGUGUCUCCAGCUGUCAUUGCUACGGAUCUAGAAAAGAAAGGAGAAGAAAAAUGUCCCAUGCUUUAAAGCAAGUGUUCAAUAAAGACAAAACUUUCCGGCCCAAGCGCAAGUUUGAGCCGGGGACUCAGCGGUUUGAGCUGCACAAGAAGGCUCAGGCCUCUCUCAAUGCUGGCCUGGACUUGAAAGUUGCCGUCCAGCUGCCACCAGGGGAGGAGCAGAACGACUGGGUGGCAGUGCACGUGGUGGACUUCUUCAACCGCAUCAACCUGAUAUACGGCACCAUCAGUGACUAUUGCACAGAGCAGUCCUGCCCCGUCAUGUCAGGGGGUCCCAAGUACGAGUACAGAUGGCAGGAUGAACACAAAUACCGGAAACCCACGGCCCUGUCUGCUCCCCAGUACAUGAACCUCCUGAUGGACUGGAUUGAGGUACAGAUCAACAACGAGGACAUCUUCCCCACGAAUGUUGCUCCCGUGUUCUGGAAAGCAAGAGAUGAGAUGCAGCAGAGGUGUAUGAAGUGGUGGAAGGGCCAUUCCUACCUUGAAGCUAGUCCUGGUUAGAGGUGACAUCACUCUCGCCUGCUUUGCAACCACCCUGCUUUCACACCAAGAAGCAGCUGGACCUGCUGCUCAGGCAGGGUCAGCUCCUUGCACUUCCCAAGCAGCCCUAGGCAGUUAGUAGGGCACCUCAGUUCAGCACUUGGACAGUUUGGGCCACGUUGGAGCGAGGGGAGUGGAAGAGGGUUAGCAACGGCCAGACGAAGCCUGCGUGUUCUUUGCUUGUUCGCGUGCCUGCUUUUACAAUGCGGCCUGGCUGCCACCAUCAGGGCAGGUAAGUCUUCUGCCAAAGGAAGUAGCCCCAAGUUGGAGAUGAUAUUUAGUAGCUCCCUCCUUUCUGCCACAGCGUUCAUCCCCUCGGAGCUCUGAUGGGGUGCGAUCGAUCUCCAUUUAGGAAGCAUUUGCCUCCCCAGCUGCACGAGCAGCCGUAGGGCCCGUCUUACCCACGCCAGAACGGUGCUUGAACCUGGUGCAACAGGAGGAGUAGGGCCAAAAACAGCCAGUUCUUCAGGCAAUUAAAACACUAAAAUCUUCCUCAUCUGUUCCUCCUGUUACCCAAACAAAUGCUCUGUUGUUUUAUUUAGGCUUUUCUGUUAGACUCUCUGGGGACUAAGCAGGGUAUUUGUUUUGUGCAGAGAGGUGAGACAAGUUUCUGGAUGCAGGUGAGUUGUUUUUAGCUUUGCUUUCACAAGAUUGCCCAGCUUAACACAGACAGUGAAAUGUUUGAAUUCUUGCAGAGCGCUUAAAAGGUUUAACUAAUCCUUGUUCCUCCAGAGAUGACCCGUGUGAACUUUAAACUGUAAUAUUCUGCUAAGACAGCUAGUUGGUCAGGGACUGCUCUGCUGCAGGGCCCCUAACUAAACAAAUCCUAAACAAUUUGGACCAAGCUCAGAGCUUCGUACAAAGUGAUGCCUUUAAAUGGGACCUUAAUGUCUUAAAUUUCUAACCAAAGAGCUAAAGGCAUUUCAAAAUACAUGAUAUAACUCUAGGGAGUUAACGGCACUGACUUUCUUUUGGGAAACUGGAGUGGAAUUUGGUAGUUUUCUAAUAUUUUUCACUGUUUAUAUAAACAUGCCAGAUAGGAGCAGGAGAAAACUCUAUCAGACUGAAACGGCUGCUGGAAAUCUCUGCUGAUGCUGACCUUGUUUGCUUUCCACUCAGUAGCUUGCAGCAAUUGAUGGUGCACAGGACUCUAAUGUAAGAAAUCAUUGCUUUGAAAAAUUCAUCCCAAAAGCCGAAAGAAAAAGGAAGGGGGAACGGUACCCUGGGCAAACUCUUUUCCCCUCUUGUCUGAAAAUCCACGUUUUACCAAGAGUUAUUAUGAUUAUUAUUUUGUCCCAAGGCAUCCGUUUUAACUUCAGUGAAGUUUCUGAUUGUCAGAUCUUCCC